CGACGCAGCUUGCUCGGAGUGCCAGUUCCAGUUCGAUCCGGAGUCUCUACCCCGGACUUGGCAACGCCUCACGGCCUUUACUGAAACUUUGGCCCCAAAGAGCGACAGCGUAGCCUUUAACAUUCCCCAUCCUGCCCGACUUCCUCCCCUCUAAGGACAACCUCCUCCGGUCACGUGAAAUACCUCUCGUGCGCGACUGGUUGCCGAGGUACAGAACCUAAAAGCUACGUUUUGAAAGCUUCCGUGCUGCUGGUUAAAUGGCACAUUUUGGCUGCUUGCGUCAAUCCUUCGCGACUCAGGUGAAACUGGUAGUGCUGAAAGAGGCACCCACCAUCCUCAGUUAGGUCACUGGGGGAAAUGCCUGGCUUGCCACCGACUACAAGGUAAAAGAGAGAGAGAGAGAGAGACAGAGACAGAGACAGAGACAGACAGACCAUGAGCAGGGCAGAGGCAGAGAGAAGGAGACUCAGAAUCUGAAGCAGGCACCAGACACCGAGGAGUCAGCCCAGAACCUGACGCGGGGCUUGAACCCAUGACCUGAGUUCAUGACCUGAGCUGAAGCUGGCCGCUCGACUGACUGAGCCACCCAAGCACCCCACACAUUUUAUUACUUUUAAAACUUUCUCAGUAACAUAUUUACACCAGCAGUUUGUGAGUGGCACAAUGGAUGAAUCUAGAAUUUGCAGGCUAGGGGUGAAAGCAGAUAGGUUGUGUGACUCUCAAUCGAACGAUACUCUUCAGCACCAAGACUCAAAUUUUGCUCGCGCAAGUAGCAGGCAUUCCUUGCAAGAGGAUGAAGACAGUAACUGUGUAAGAAAGAACAGGAAUUUGGUGAACCCAGUGUACUGCAAGCAAGAGUCAAGAAUGGAGCCUCCUGGGCCAGAUGGUGGAAGAGAUCCUUCUGAUGAUCAGCAAGAUUCACAGUGCAACAGGAACAAAGGAAAAACCUUAGGAAAAGAAGUGUUACUAUUGAUGCAAGCCUUAAACACUCUUUCAACUCCAGAGGAGAAGCUGGCAGCUCUCUGUAAGACAUAUGCUGAUCUUCUGGAGGAGAGCAGGAAUGUUCAGAAGCAAAUGAAGGUUCUGCAGAAGAAACAAGCCCAGAUCAUCAAAGAGAAAGUUCACUUGCAGAGUGAACACAGCAAGGCCAUCUUGGCAAGAAGCAAACUAGAGUCUCUUUGCAGGGAACUUCAGCGUCACAAUAAGACACUAAAGGAAGAAAAUAUGCAGCAGGCACAAGAAGAGGAAGAACAUCGUAGAGAAGCAACUGCACGUUUCCAGUUUACUUUAAGUGAAAUUCAAGCACAGCUGGAACAACAUGACAUACACAAUGCCAAACUCCGCCAAGAAAACACUGAACUAGGAGAGAAGCUGAAGAAGCUCAUUGAGCAGUAUGCACUGAGAGAGGAGCAUAUUAAUAAAGUGUUCAAACAUAAGGAACUGCAGCAACAGCUUGUGGAUGCCAAGCUUCAGCAAACAACAGAGCUCAUAGAGGAAGCUGAUGAAAAACACCAAAGAGAAAGAGAAUUUUUAUUAAAAGAAGCAACAGAAUCGAGGCACAGAUAUGAAGAAAUGAAACGGGAGGAAGCACAAUUAAAAGAGCAGCUUUCUCUUUAUAUGGAUAAGUUUGAAGAAUUCCAGACUACCAUGGCAAAAAGCAAUGAACUCUUCACAACCUUCAGGCAGGAAAUGGAAAAGAUGACAAAGAAAAUUAAAAAGCUGGAAAAAGAAAUGAUAAUGUGGCGUACCAAAUGGGAAAAUAAUAAUAAAGUACUUCUGCAAAUGGCCGAGGAGAAAGCUGUGCAUGAUAAAGAGUACAAGGCCUUUCAAAUAAAACUGGAACGGUUAGAGAAGCUGUGUAGAGCUCUUCAAAUGGAAAGAAAUGAGCUCAGUGAGAAGGUGGAAGCCCUCAAAGAGCAGGUCUCUGUAAAUGCAGUGGAUGUAGAUUUAGCCACACCUGUGACACAGUCCUGCACUGGUGUUGUUUCUCAGAAGGAGCUGAAGACUUCUAGAAGAGCUCCAGGAGUGUACCUGGAGGCUAAGCUUCAGGGAGCAAAUGAAACAAAACACAACUCCAAAGACCCUUUCUACAUGAUCUCUUCCAGGCACUGAUUCGGUUGAAUCAGAUGAAGUGUGACCACUGUAUUGAGUGGUAUUUUGUGUAUCAGUUUUCUGUAGUCGUUACUAUUAGUUUUGUGAUGAAAAUGUUCUUUUUCUAUUAUAUAUGUAUUUUUAAAGAACUAUUGGACUGUGUGGCACAGGAGGCUGCUUAGUUGUUUUGCAUUGCUUUAAUGUGUACAGUUUCCACAGCUGUAUUACAUACCUGCCUUACUAACCUUUUAUUGGAAUACAUGUCUCAUCCUUUCACUGUGUUCAUUUGCCUUAUCCCUGCCCCUUGUGUUAUUAUCAUAAUUAAAUUGAGCGUUGUUUCAAUGGUGGUUUCCCUAUGUGAAACCUAAAACUAAUUUAAACUCUCUAUUCCACUAAUAUAAAAAAGAGAAAAUAUAAAGAUGAUUAGUUUUGUCUAGUAGCUCAUUCAAAUGCCAAGUGGAAAAUAAAGCUCAAGUGUGGGAUAGGAGACAAGUGUAGCAUAUUUGACAUAGGUUCGAUUUUUUGGUAAUAUUUUUUAUCACUUGCAAACCAAGAUGACUGUUAAGUCUUGUCUUGACUUUCUCAAGGUUGUGGCAGAAUAUGAUUAUGCGGUUGUCACUUGUAAACAAAAUAGCAUGUACACACAAGUCAUUGGACAAACAGGUUUAAUGCUUAAGUCACUAAAAAUGGUUCUACUGCUUUGGUUUCAGCUUAGAACACAUGUGUUUAAAGAAAAAAAAAUAUCUAGAUCUCUGCAUUUACAAUGGCAAAAUUUCUGGGCUUUGUAAUUUUGUUUGUUACUUUCCUUUGUUAUUUCAGUGUUUGAAAGUUACUUUUAUUUAUAUGUUUCUGUCACAUCUAUGACCUUAAAUUGGUUGAAAAUUGAAGAUUACCUGAUAGGUAAAACAGCCUGCAGUGUGAAGUAUUUGCAAACUUUCACUACUGACCAUGAUAAUCAAGGGACCAGAGAGUUAAGCAAAAUAAAUUUACAUGAAAUUUGACAUCCUUAGUUAGUCUGCCAAAAGUAGCAAGUCCACACUUCACCGUUCAACAGUUUUUUUAAAGUGUCUCCAUCAACUACUAAAUGAACUGUUGGACCCACUACUUUGCGGGGGGUGGGGGGGGUGAUAAAGAUUAUGUGUCAGAAUGACAAUUCACCUUAAAAUUAAUUCUAGUUAUCAUAUUUCACCAGAACAGUACAGCAUGUAAGUUCUUAACAUCUUAUUAAGGUAGUUUUGUGGCCCCACAUUUCUUUGUGAUACUUACUUUGUGGGGAAGGCAAAUCUUGGGCUGAAAGCAAUGUGGUUCAGAGCAUUUGCUCUGCUGUUUUGGAUCUAAUAGGUAUAUAUUAGAUAUCAUUGUGUGAAAUGACAUAAGACAUGGAAAGCCUCUGGAAUCUGGGAAGCAUUUGCUUUCCUUUCAGAACUUUUCCUGUGGUUAACAAGGGAAAAAGAACCUUAUGGGAAGGACUCCCUUCCAAAUGGCUCUGUAGUGUGUACUACCUACUGUAUUCUGGAACAGGAGCUGUCAGACCAUCUGUAUCUUGACUAGGGCUGCUUUCAUACUAUAGCUAUCAUGUUGAACAAUUCUUAUGUAUUUACUGUCUGACCCUUUGUCAACCCUGUUAAAAUACCCUGCAGCUGAUCCAGGAAAUGCUUAAAUGUUGCAAUCAGUUAAAAUAUACUUGUUGCACCAUUUUGUGGAACCUUCUGGAGUUGUAAAAUCAGUAGCACCAUUGGAAUCCACAGUGUAGAAAAAAACAUGGCUCCACACAGACCAUUUCAUCUUCAUAUGUGUACGAAUACGUUUUCUGGCCAUACGACCAAUACGUUUAAAUUAUGUAUAAACUGUCUUAUCGUACCUGGUUAUCACAGCUCAUUUCUCAGGUGUUACAAAAAUAUCUACCUCUUUCAAACUGUAACUGAACAUAGCCCAAAAAAGGACGCAGUGCUAAGUAAACUGCUUUAUUUUCACAGCUAAUAUGUUUCACGAAAAUACAAAAUUGAUGAAGUCAUAUUUUGCUUUUCACAGUCAUUUUGUAGAAAUUUUUCACUAAUGUGAGUCUUAUUUUGUCUAUGCUGUAAAGUUGAAUAAAUAUGUGAUGAUUAAUUUAA
Messenger RNA from Neofelis nebulosa (Clouded leopard), 4205 nucleotides. RefSeq names its product gamma-taxilin-like. The record is from RefSeq and is a predicted model, not a curated record. Gene Ontology annotation, molecular function: syntaxin binding. The transcript is spliced from 11 exons. Gene Ontology annotation, biological process: regulation of cell cycle. Lineage: Eukaryota; Metazoa; Chordata; Mammalia; Carnivora; Felidae. The coding region runs from base 664 to 2112 and encodes 482 amino acids.